Molecule: messenger RNA, 2112 nt
Organism: Hordeum vulgare subsp. vulgare (domesticated barley)
Lineage: Eukaryota; Viridiplantae; Streptophyta; Magnoliopsida; Poales; Poaceae
Product: aspartic proteinase nepenthesin-2-like
Exons: 1
Coding region: 16-1674 (552 amino acids)
Biological process (GO): proteolysis
Molecular function (GO): aspartic-type endopeptidase activity
Source: RefSeq, a predicted model, not a curated record
GCGUGCGUGCACGCAAUGCAAGUAUUUUCGUACGUGUGCGUUCCACCGGCGCGGCGCCAUGGCGUUCGUCCUCAACAUCCAUCACCACCCUGCUCUGGUCAAACCGCACGCGCUCUACUUAUAUUCUCCCAACGACGCCACCACCAGCUCCAUCUCCAUCACCUGCCUCCACCAACUAUGACCGCGUACCGCUCUCUGCUGCUUGCCCUGUUCCUCGCGCUCGCCUCCUCGCGCGCCGGCAGCUCGUCGGCGUCGGCGGCAGCCCCGUAUGGCAUCGAGUUCCCGCAGUUCAACGCCGCCGUCGCCGACGCCGGCUGCGACGGCAAGCUGGUCGCCGAGGAGGAGGAGCUCGCGCGCCGGGUCCCGUCGCUCAAGCUCCACAUGACCCACCGGUCCGCCGCCGCGGGCGAGACCGGGAAGGGCUCCUUCUUCCUCGACUCGGCCGAGAAAGACGCCGUCCGCAUCGAUACGAUGCACAGGAGGGCUGCCCUGUCCGGCUCUGCCGCGGCCCGGCGGGAUUCGGCGCCAAGAAGGGCGCUUUCGGAGCGGGUGGUGGCCACGGUGGAGUCCGGCGUGCCGGUCGGCUCGGGGGAGUACCUGGUGGACGUGUACCUGGGCACGCCGCCACGACGGUUCCGGAUGAUCAUGGACACCGGCAGCGACCUCAACUGGCUGCAGUGCGCGCCCUGCCUCGACUGCUUCGAGCAGAGCGGGCCAAUCUUCGACCCGGCGGCAUCCAUCUCCUACCGCAACGUCACCUGCGGCGACGAGCGCUGCCGCCUCGUCUCCCCGCCGGCCGAGUCGGCACCCAGGGAGUGCCGCAGGCCGCGGAGCGACCCCUGCCCCUACUACUACUGGUACGGCGACCAGUCCAACACCACCGGCGACCUCGCCCUCGAGGCCUUCACCGUCAACCUCACGAGCGCCGCCGGGACCCGGCGCGUGGACGGCGUGGCGUUCGGGUGCGGCCACCGGAACCGCGGCCUGUUCCACGGCGCCGCGGGGCUGCUCGGACUCGGCCGCGGCCCGCUCUCGUUCGCGUCCCAGCUGCGCGGUGUCUACGGGGGGCACGCCUUCUCCUACUGCCUCGUGGAGCACGGCAGCGCGGCCGGGAGCAAGAUCAUCUUCGGCCACGACGACGCGCUGCUCGCGCACCCGCAGCUAAACUACACGGCCUUCGCGCCCGCCACGGACGCGGACACCUUCUACUACCUCCAGCUCAAGUCCGUCCUCGUCGGCGGGGAGGCGGUGAACAUCCCGUCCGACACGCUGUCCGCCGGCGGCACCAUCAUCGACUCCGGCACGACGCUGAGCUACUUCCCGGAGCCGGCGUACCAGGCGAUCCGGCAGGCCUUCAUCGACCGCAUGAGCCCAUCCUACCCGCUCAUCCCCGGCUUCCCGGUGCUGAGCCCGUGCUACAACGUGUCCGGGGCCGAGAAGGUGGAGGUGCCGGAGCUGUCGCUGGUGUUCGCGGACGGCGCGGCGUGGGACUUCCCGGCGGAGAACUACUUCAUCCGGCUGGAGCCGGAAGGCAUCAUGUGCCUGGCCGUCCUGGGCACGCCGCGGUCCGGCAUGUCCAUCAUCGGCAACUACCAGCAGCAGAACUUCCACGUCCUCUACGACCUGGAGCACAACCGGCUCGGCUUCGCGCCGCGCCGCUGCGCCGACGUCUAGGCCCAACCCAACUCCGUCCAUCCAUUAUUCCAUUUUGACUGGUUGAUUGAUUCGAUUGAUUGGUCGGUCCAUUGUGCGCCACGUAGUAAACGUAGGUAGGUAGGUGGAUGUGCUAACUGCAUUGGAAGAACAGACAAAGUGGCCAACAUACGUAGAAAUUUGGGUGUAGAAAUUUUGGCACCAGGUUUUCGUAUCCUACGAAACAACAUACGUACUACAGAUGGCUGCUAACACUUUUUUUUUUUUGCAAGAACUUUUGGGUUUUGUGUUCAUAUGUACAACAGAUGGGAUUACUAGCUAGCUAGGACUGUUCAGAGUAGAUUACUGAUGUGGUGUGUGGAAUUAGUUUGAUCUCAUUUUUGUCAUAGUUCUCAUUGCCUUAGAAAUGGACAGAGAUGUAAAUAAUGGUAUUGAAAUUAUACAUCAUGUGUUGCAAAA